GUGAGGGAAACCAGCCAGGAAGUGGAGUGAACAAUAUUUAAAAACCAAUGAAAGCCAGAGCGGCGCUUCUCUCUUACUAUUUUCUGCCUGCGAAACAGCUGUUUCGUCCCUACCUAGCUAGCUAGCUAGCCUGUCAUCUCUCUCAUGUGCACCCUCUCUAUGUCGCCUGGCUCUCUGCGCCGAAGCGAGUGUACAUAACCUCAAUAUCCUUACUGCGCUGCUUCUCUCUAUGUUGCGGUAGGUAGGCAGAGGACGACGCUGCCGCUGUCAACGCUGGCUGCAAUCUGCCCCUCUCUGUCGCACACCCAACACAACACCCACAUAAACACUGUUGAAGUGCAACGCGAGGAACCAGAACCAGAAGAGAACGAGAACCAGAACCAGAACCAGGACCAUCCGAGGCAGAAGCAGAAGCAGAAGCACGACGUACUCGUUGAUGCCGUUGCAGCAGCUGCUGCUGCGACGCGAACGCCAACGCCGACGCCAAGGACGAUAGCAGCAGCAGCAACAAUCAGCAACAUCAGCGCCCUGUGUGCACGGACAAUAAUAUGAGGAGUGGCAGUUCGGAAUUACUACUCGAGCAGCAACAACAAGAGCUACGGUUACGUAAAAUCCGAGAACUGGCUCCAAAAAAGAAAAAUGGCAAUCGGCGCUUUCGCUCGUGGCGGGAACGUGCGCGUUUCUACGGCACCUCGACUCUGGCCUUCUUCUCGGUGACCGCCGGUGCCUCGCUGCUCUUCCUGGUGCCGCUCUACGUGGACCCGGCCAUCUCCACGCUGAGCCACGACUUCAUCGAGAAUCCCACGCUCUGCACGACCACGCGCCGCGAGGAUCUGGUGGGCAUCUUCAACUGCUCCUGGAGCUCCUGUCGCGAGGGCUGCACCUCUGACCUCUACCGCUGCGUGCAUAUCUACGUGACGUUCAUAGAGCAGAACAUAACCAUUCCGGAGAACAUGACCGACUUUAGCAACUACACGGCCGACUGGGAGCAGUCCGGGGAGGCCACUCUGCUAGUGAACAUCAAGGGCUGCGGCUACCCGCCCACGGUCACGUGCAAAACGUUCAACGACUACUACGGCGCCGACGGCGCCAUCUAUCCGUGCUUCUACUCGCGGAAGAACAAGACCGUAGUGCUCACGUCCUACAGUCACGACGAUCAGGUGGCCAUGAUUAUCAAUUUUUUUGCGGUGCCCUUUGUGAUAACGGUCGUCUCAUCCAUCGCCCUGUGCAUCAUGCACUGCGACUGCCGCUGCAAAAAGGAUCGCAGCCAUCGACGCAAUCGUCCGCAGUGCCGAAGGCCGCGCAUUGAGAAUCUCAGUGACACUUCGAUAUCUACGCGAGUGGACAUGCUCACGCCUGCUAUUGAAGUCUACAAGCCGCCGCUCUGACAUAAGGACGACACUGUGGAGAGCAAUUUAGGGAAUCCAUCAACGAGUAGCGACUUCUAGCAGAACCUAAUACAGAACACCUGCGGAACCAGCUACGGAUAAUCCCUUUGUUCUUCCAACAUAGUGUCAAUCCCAAUCGAAAUCCGAACAGAAAAGAGUGGAGUGGAGUGGAGUGGAGUAGAUGGCGGCCAAAGGAACAACAGCACUAGAGAGCCACGGCGCCUGGCCCGAAACUAUCAGAGGUUUUUAGUGCAACUAGGAGAACAUAAAUGAAUCAGAUGAACGCGAAACACACACAGAAAUUCAUAAUUGAUCCAACUGAAUAAUUCCUAAGAUUGAUUAAAUUUAGUUACUUUUUAGCAUACGAGUAAAUGAUUUUUAAACCAAGCCGACAAAACGGGGAGAGAGAGAAACCAAACCAAAGCAAACCAAACCAAGUGGCAACCAAGUGGUUAUGGUCGUAUGUAUCGGUAUCGGAAAUAAAACAGAAAACCUAUUGGUAAGCCAUGGGCAUGAGUGGCAUACAGACAGACAGACAUACAUACAUAUAUGUACGAGUAUUUGUAUUGUGUGUACGAAUUGAAAGAUGCGAAUUAGGCAAUGUGUAAAUUUAGUUAAAACCGAAAUCAUUAUGGAUAUAAAACAAUGGCAAACAGAGGAAACCAGACCUAAACAAAAACCAAAUGCAAUGAAUAAUUUUUGUACCGCUGAAUGAGAAACAAAACAAAAACGAAAACCAGAUUAUUAAUAUAAGUGUACAAUUUUGCAUAGGUAAUGAAUAAGUUUGUAUUGCAUUAGUAAUAAUAAAUACAAAAAAUACAACAAAAUGUUCAGCUUGUCACGGGAAAAGCAACCAAAAUUCACUAUAAAUGCAAAGCGAGAAAAACAAACAAAAUGUAAUUGGAAAUUCAGAUGGAAAAUUGGCAAGGAAAUUCUGCCAGCGGCAAACAGUUUACGCUUCGGUUAAAUGCUCCACACAGAAAUAGACACGCCAUGCCUCAGUUAUACAUAUAUUUAGGAGAUCCGCCCACAAAUUAACACAUUCAGCGUUUUAGGGAUCUUUGUUGUAGAAUUUUGAAUUAGGUUCGUCUUAGACGAAUGUCCUUCACAAAGUGCCCCAAGUUGAGAGAAUUUGGUCAAAUUGUUAUUCAGUUCGUUAUUAUUAAAAUACAAAGGAAUUAUUUGGAGUCCCAUGUUUGUGAAAGGAAGCGAAAAUGUUUAGCGAUUAAUUGAAUAAUGCAAGUUUUUUGACUGUGAUCAUUUAAAUGAUAUGUAAAGAGAUAUGAUAUUAUUGUGUGUUGUUGAGGGCAACCAAAAUUUUGAAAAGCAAUUUACUUCUCACUCUUGAUUCAAUCAUCCAUCAAUCAAUCAAUCAAUCAGUAAGCUAGCACGCCAGACCACACAACGCAAGAGAUUUCCACGUUUCCGCAUCAGAAUCUAUGCAUAAUGUAGGUAGUUCUAUCACGGUAAUCACAAUUAUUAGAAACACAUACAUAGAAUUGUGUAUCCGGUUUAUUAUUAUUGUUAUCUUUGGUUUCGAGGCUGAUCGCACACUCACACAAAUUUGUGCUUGACAAUAUUUAAUUUCUAAAAGGAAAAGAAAGAGAAACUUUCGAUUUGACCUUGCAAUCUCAAUCACUCCAUCACUACGAAUCGCUGCGCCCAAUUUGUAACUACAUAAAA
This is a messenger RNA of Drosophila subobscura, 3071 nucleotides long. RefSeq names its product protein tipE (gene Teh1). NCBI's taxonomy places the organism in Eukaryota, Metazoa, Arthropoda, Insecta, Diptera, Drosophilidae. The record is from RefSeq and is a predicted model, not a curated record. Gene Ontology annotation, biological process: regulation of sodium ion transport. Bases 549 to 1388 code for a protein of 279 amino acids. Gene Ontology annotation, molecular function: sodium channel regulator activity. The transcript has 2 exons.